GUGUGUAUCGGUGAGCAGGCGCGUGCUGGUUGGCUGGCGCGUAAGAAUAGAGCUAGUAAAUAGCUCGGCCGGCUCGAACGAUAUUACUAACCUAGCCCAACGGUGUUACGACACAAGCCGAGUCGACCCUGACGCAAAAGUAGCAGCGCGCGCGCCUAGCCUAGCCUAGGAGCUCGGCAAGCGGUCGUUGACUGAUUAUUUUAUGCGCUCGAUGCAAGUGCGCUACAUAACUCCGUGUAGAGACUCUCUGUGACUCGCCAAAUCGGAGAGCCCGACUCGAAUCGAAUUGUUGUUGUUGUUUCGCGCGACGAAUCGAUAGCCCGCGCUCGUCAAUUUCGAUUUACUGUGCAAGGAAAUGUAAUAUUUUAUAAAUGUUACAAUACGUAAACGAUCGAACCGAUUUUCGUUGGUAAAAUUAUUCGCUCUUGAAAUUAGGGGAUAUUAAAGGAGAUAACUAUUUUUGCGUAUUAUUUUUGUAGAGAAAUAAAGCAAACAACCAUGUAACGUCGAUCGUUAUCGAUACGAAAAUUAUCGAUACGACAAUUUUUUUUGGAAUGUAUGAGAAAACAAUUCGUACGAAUACAAAAAAGAUAAAAAUACGACGGAGGAAUUGAAAUUUUUAAGUUAAUUUGAAAUCGGUAUUUAGUCGAUCGUUUUAAAAUUAUUACGCGAGUCAAGGUUAAACUUUUAUCGAACUUUUGUUUAUUAUUAUAUUGUUUUCAACGUUUAUUUUCAAGGAUGAUGGAUAAUUUAACGUAUAUAUCCGGGUGUAAAAAAUUCGAAAACAUCAGAAUUUUGACAUUAGAGGUGGAAACAAGUUCAGGGAACAGGAAGCAAGAAAAGGAAUAAUCAUGUUUCCACAUAUUUUCGUCUACGUUCUCGUUGCUAUCGUCGUUUGCUUUUCAGGUAUUGACGCGAAGGUUUUCCCAAUAAUAUGCGGACAGAAUGAAACACCGAGCAUAUGCGGAGAAGGUAUCUGCCCACCAACUUGCUGUAAUCCAAACGUAAAAUGUAAUUUCCAAGGUAUAGGACCUGUUUGCACAUGGCCUACGACAGGAGGUUGUCGAUGCGUUAACGGCACCGUUAGAAACGAAAAUAACAAUUGUGUACCGCUUUCAGAAUGUCCACCUGGAAUUUGUUCUUCAAAAUGAAUAACGAACUUCAACGAUGUUAAUCUAUAUAUAUAAUCUAUAUAUCUGUAUCUAUAUCAGAAGAGUAGAAGAUAAAUAGAAGACAACUAUCAUUGUCCAAGUAGAAAAUAAAGAGACUAUAAUAGCAAUAUCGAAUAAA
Molecule: messenger RNA, 1290 nt
Organism: Apis mellifera (honey bee)
Lineage: Eukaryota; Metazoa; Arthropoda; Insecta; Hymenoptera; Apidae
Product: cysteine-rich venom protein 1
Exons: 3
Coding region: 852-1151 (99 amino acids)
Source: RefSeq, a predicted model, not a curated record